GCGGAGUCAGUUGGAGCCGCGCGAGCGAGCGAGCGAGCGCGCGCGCGCGCGCCCUUCUCGACGCCACUUUUCGACUGUGCUCGGCGCGAGUCAGCAACGCUUGCGCGAUGUGCGUCCGUUUGUCGACACUCGACAGACAAUGCGAUACGAUACGACGUGAUUACGGAUCGAUCGGGCCACGCAGAGAGAGAGUCGAAUCGACGUGAUCUUCCUUCGCGGACAGUCGUAGACAGUCGCCGCCAGCCGCCACCAUUCGUGGAUAGAGUACGGUGCGCGUUGUUCUCGCGUUCGUUCUCGCGUUACCGUGCUACGCGCGAGAAAGGCAUUUCCUGCGGGCGACUCUUCCUCUCUCGAAUGGAUACGGAUCACCUUAGCUGGGAAAUCCGUCGCGACCCCGAUCCCCGAUCUCCGAUCGGGUUAAAAGUUCUCUCGCCUGAUUUAUCGUUUGUUGUCGCGAGAACAAGCAAAUUGAUUGAACGAGCAGCAGUCUCGCCUACGUGAAAAUGUCGAUCGCGCCUUCGUCUGACCUGGCUGAGAAUCGGUUCGCUCGUUUCGAUGGUAUUCGUCGACAGUUGGAGCGUACGCGAGUGUAGUGCAGUGUCUCUCACCUCUCUCGACGACGUACGUCGUUAUUACGUCGAUGCAGCCUGUGCUCCGCGAGUUUUGCUCGCAUUUUGCUGAAGAUACGUACAAGCAGAAGAGAAAGAAAAAGAGAUCGUGCGACAUCAACCAGCGACCGGAGAGAGAGAAAGAGAAUCGUUUAUUCUCCUGCGACAUACUGUACCGCACGUUGCUACGAACGCGUACGACUAUAAGAGCGCGGAGAAAGCAUCUAGUUUUGCAAGCCGACGAGGUUACAGUCGGUCCUCGUCCUGCGCCACGUGUUUCCCGAUAGCAGACUCGCCGGUUGAUAAUUGAUAAUUGCGCGCGCGUUCUCGACCGCCCGGGAGAUAAAGGAGAGAAGAGAGCUGUCGGACGAUUUCUGGACACACGAGAACAAAGAAGACAAAUCGAUCAGUCAACAAGGACGCAGACGAGAGCAGACGUAGAAACGAGGGAAAAUCGCGGCGAGAAACAGAGAGAGGUGUCUCAUCUUGCUGUGUAGAGUGCCGAGACCAAUGUCCAGGCCCGUACAAUGGCUAGGGCCCUGUCUGAAAGUGCCCCAAGAGCCGUGAGCGUUAUUGCAGUCAACGAUACUGCCGUGGAUGACGUCGAUGACAAUCGCGCGCAGGAAGCGCGGGGCAAUACUCGAUCCUUCACCUCGACGGAGGCGCAGACGGAGCUAGCACUUGACGGUACCGUCGUCGGUGGACCGACGACGGUGGUGGCGACGGCAUCGUCGUCGGUAGCGGCGACGACGUCGGCCGUCCGAACCGAGGAGGUUCCCGAUGGCGUUCGGGAUGCGAUGGCGCGUAGGCGGGAACGACGAAUGCGUAGGCAACAUCGUCGCGCUCUGAGAUCUUGCACUGUACCGCCGGCAUAUCCCACAUCUGGUUGCCAGACUGCGAGUUCGACCGCACCGGGUGUGCCCCUAGUGCCAUCCGCUAGAGGCUUCCUUCAUCCUCCGCCUCCGCACUUGGGCCUCAGAGGCCUUAGCCUUGGUUUACCUUUUCCGGUGCCUGCUAGUGUUUCCGCCUUUGGCAGAGACACGGUGGCGGUGCCGAAACAAUGCUGUGGCCUGAGUUCCCCGCCAGUACGCUGGUCCAUAUUGGGUGUCGGUUUCGUCGGUCUCGUUUGCACAGGUGCAGGCACUCUUCUCGGCGCCCUCAAAGCCUCCGGCCGUGAUCAUCUCGUGGGCGUAUUUAUGUCCGGCAUAGGAGUACUUCUAGUGUUGGUGAGUGCAGUGGCGUGGCGACUGACCAAUCAAGAUUACUGCGGCAGCUUUUUCGGUUUCACGGGCAUAUCCGGCAGAAUACCACCCACAAGACCGAUACAUCCCUAUGCCGCUAUGAUCUACCCGGAAUUUCAGUUUAGGACACCACCACCGAGUUACCAGGCUAGUAUGCAAGAAUAUAGACUUCGACUGUUGUUGUUGGACCGUUUGCAGCCUGCAUCUUCGCCACCGCCAACUUAUAGAUCGAAUGCGGGAAGCAUUGCAGCUCCUGGUACGGCGCGAGAGAGUCGACCGCCAAGUUACCGCGCCGAAUCCAACGUCACGCCGAAUACGACUCUAGCGCCCUCGAAGAAGGACGCGAAUCUCGUUAGGAUCGUCCAAACUGAAUCCGAGCCCGUUAUUCUCAGUGGUGAUCAAACGCCACCCGUAGCUUCCGUCGAAGUACUGGCGCAUCUUUAGAUUAAGCCACAUGUUCGCCCGCCCAUCUACGAUUUAUGGCCAUCUCUUUCAGGGUUCGCGAAAGCGAUUGUAAUUAUGUAUCUAAAAGACACGACGUUUAAUUGUAUAAAUUAAUUUAAUUAAUUAUAUAAUAUACGAGAUAGAUAGAUAUAUGUAUGUAUAUAUACAUAUAUGCAUAUAUAUACAUACAUGUAUGUAUGUAUAAGUAUAUAUACGCGCAUGUGUGUGUGUGUGUGUGUGUGUGUGUGUGUAUAUAUAUAUAUAUAUAUAUAUAUAUAUAUAUAUAUAUAUAUAUAUAUAUAUAUAUAUACACAGCGAAGAUGAAAUAUAUCUUUCAAAAAGAUUCAACUUGCGAGAUCGACUAGAUCUUUGUCAAACGAUAAGCUCGCACUUUUAACGUUCGUUACUUUUUUCAGAUCGCAUUAUUGUAUUUUUAUUAUUUUUCCUCCAAAGUUUGGCUACAGCGAUCUUCGUCAAAUAUGCGUCGGUCGGUCGUCAUCUCUGAAGUGGAGGCGAUACUUGAUGGUUUCUCUGUACAAUUUACCUUCUUCUUUCUUGUUCCUUUAUUAAUUGUCUUAUUUGCUUUUAGCCUAGUAUUAGUACCAUGCUUUCGUUUCCGUGAAAGCGAUGUUGGAUCUGUAAUAGACAAAUAUAUAAUUUAUUCUCGA
This is a messenger RNA of Odontomachus brunneus, 2961 nucleotides long. RefSeq lists its product as uncharacterized. Lineage: Eukaryota; Metazoa; Arthropoda; Insecta; Hymenoptera; Formicidae. The record is from RefSeq and is a predicted model, not a curated record. The transcript is spliced from 6 exons. The coding region runs from base 1136 to 2293 and encodes 385 amino acids.